AUGUGGGCUGAACGGGCCGCCGCGCGAUAUCCACCAGCAUCGACGUCUACGGCGGUUGACAUACCCGACCCCGUGUCCCAGCAGCCUCCAGUGUCUGACGCCGACCCCAACCACAUCAUACCCCGCACGCCGCCCUCGAGCGCAGCUCUACUCGAUGAGCUCGCGCAGCUCCUCCCCGCUGCCACCGCAGCUGGACAAGACCUAGACCCCGCCCUCGUGCGUCUGCUAUGCCCGCCGUUGAUCCCACAGCCAGCAGCGCAGUAUACGGCCUUCACGGCCUCGCAGACCUCGCUCCGAUACUUCCAGCACUACCUCACGGUUAUCAUGCCAUACCAGUGGCUCUUCGAGCGGCGAGCUCUCGCCGACCUAGUGGCACCACUGGCAUACGCGGACGAGGCCGUGUUCGAAUCGCUAGUCGCUCUGGGAGCAUUGCAUGUCGGUUCGCGGAGGGCGCUCGUCGGCGGGGCAGUAGAUACAGAUACGGCGCAGCAGAGUCUCCAGCGCAGCAUAGCCAGCAUGGCUGCUCUGCCGCCGGAAAGACUGGGGCGACACGAGACGAUCGUCGCUGCCAUGUCCAUCUCCAGCUUCUAUCUCUUCGCGGGGGGCAAUCGGUCUGGCUGGCCUAAUGCCGUGCGGACGUGCCGCGCCUGUCUGAGCGCCGUGCAACACCUCGAUCCGGGCGAGCUGGGACAUCUCCUGUCCCCUCUGGCAUGGACGGAUAUCCUCGCCUCGGUCACAGAGGGCAGGGCAUCGGCGUUCAUCUCGCUCUACAGACGCUUACUCGCCGGCGAUACGGCCACCGACGACCGAUACCUCCGCGAAACGGUCAUGGGGUGCGACUCGACUACCCGCCUGGCUAUCGCGGAGACGGUCGCACUGUCAGAAUGGAAGGAUCAGCAGAGCGCUGCCGGCUGCCUCUCAGUGCGCGAACUCCUGCAUCGGUCAUCGGCUAUUGAACGGCUCCUCUCAGAGCGGGAAGCGAGGGAACAUUUCGACGACCCCGCCCGGCGCCUCGUCGCUGAUGUGUUCUAUCACGGUUCCCGGGUGCUCCUCGCCACUGUCGUGGACGGGUGCUAUCCAUACACCGCGGAAUUAGCAUCUGCAGUAGCGGACGUGCUCCUAUCUCUCUCUGCGCUCGACGCCGCCGGUGUCGCGGCCGACCGCGCGCUCGUCUUCCCCAUCACGAUCUCAGGCUGCCAUGCGCAAGAGCCGCAGCGUGCCGCGUUUGCAGCGCGUUUCCACCGGAACAGGCUAGGUCCCGACGCCGACUUUGGGAACACGCGCAACGCCCUUCGACUCAUGCAUGCGGUGUGGGCACGUCGGGACGCCGCCCCGCCAGGAGAGGAGGUGCACUGGCGCCGAAUCAUGCACGAGUUGGACCCGGCUGGGCUUUUCCUGAUUUGA
Trichosporon asahii var. asahii CBS 2479 is the source of this 1404-nucleotide messenger RNA. RefSeq lists its product as uncharacterized. Gene Ontology annotation, molecular function: transcription cis-regulatory region binding; DNA-binding transcription factor activity. The record is from RefSeq and is a predicted model, not a curated record. NCBI's taxonomy places the organism in Eukaryota, Fungi, Basidiomycota, Tremellomycetes, Trichosporonales, Trichosporonaceae. Gene Ontology annotation, cellular component: nucleus. The transcript has a single exon. Gene Ontology annotation, biological process: positive regulation of transcription by RNA polymerase II. Bases 1 to 1404 code for a protein of 467 amino acids.